CGCUGACGUGGCGCUCCCCUCGCACGGCGCAUGCGGUCGCGGCCCUUCCGGAGCGGAGCAGGAUGGUUCUGCUGGAGAGCGAGCAGUUCCUGACGGAGCUUACCAGGCUCUUCCAAAAGUGCAGGACUUCCGGGAGUGUUUUCAUAACGCUGAAGAAAUAUGAUGGUCGAACAAAACCAGUCCCACGCAAAGGCCACGUAGAAAGUUUUGAACCAGCAGACAAUAAGUGUCUCCUAAGAGCAACUGAUGGAAAGAAGAAAAUUAGCACAGUGGUGAGUUCAAAGGAAGUAAAUAAAUUCCAGAUGGCAUAUUCAAAUUUGCUAAGAGCCAACAUGGAUGGCUUGAAGAAGAAAGACAAGAAAAGCAAGGCCAAGAAGAGUAAAGCAACUCAGUGACGGAACAGUGUAUCACCAUCGCUAUAAUAGACUUGACCCUUGCUCAAAGCAAAGUCCAUUUCUUUUUGAGUUACCACUUGUCUUUGGCUUUCCUUCCAGCAGGAUACUGGGAUGUUGUGAUCAGUACUUUUGUUUACACUGAGAACAGGGGUGCUUUCUUUGGAUGGUUGUAUGGCAGGAGUAUGUACAGCAUUAUAUUGAAAGAACUUUACACUCAGCUGGUUUGUACUUACACUGCUGCUGUUUUCUCUGCAGUGUAAAACGUAUUUCGAGGGUAGCACAGGGUGAAGAGAAAUGCACCGUACCAGAAGUAAAAUAAAACUGGAGCAGGAGUCUUGGUGACAGAUGCCCAGUUUUAUAGAUGAACAUCAGUUGUUCUGGGGAAAGCAGGUGCCAACAUAUUAUCAGAAACAGCUGCUUUCCUGUUUCUGUCUUAAUCUGAGGGACAUGUCUACAUGAUGCAGUGCAGAUAUCUGUAAGGCAGCCAGCAAAGUGCUCAAGUUCUUGCAGAGCCUACACUCCUUGCUGAUCCAGCUGUUCUGAUCCUGGCUCAGGGUUGGGAGAGGAUAGGGCUCUCACCAUGUUCCCUUCAGACAUGGCUUAAAAAUGCUCAUGUCACUUAAACUUUUUUUUUUUUUUGUUUAUUAUCCUUCACUAUAUACAGGGAUCUGAGUUUUCCUUCCUUCAUAUGACCAGAUGUAAAAAGCAAAUAUGUAAUUGCUUCUAUUAAACAUUAUGAGAAAUAGA
Malurus melanocephalus (red-backed fairy wren) is the source of this 1142-nucleotide messenger RNA. RefSeq names its product signal recognition particle 14 (gene SRP14). The record is from RefSeq and is a predicted model, not a curated record. Gene Ontology annotation, biological process: SRP-dependent cotranslational protein targeting to membrane. Gene Ontology annotation, cellular component: signal recognition particle, endoplasmic reticulum targeting. The transcript is spliced from 5 exons. NCBI's taxonomy places the organism in Eukaryota, Metazoa, Chordata, Aves, Passeriformes, Maluridae. Gene Ontology annotation, molecular function: endoplasmic reticulum signal sequence receptor activity; 7S RNA binding. The coding region runs from base 63 to 395 and encodes 110 amino acids.